Molecule: messenger RNA, 4318 nt
Organism: Cimex lectularius (bed bug)
Lineage: Eukaryota; Metazoa; Arthropoda; Insecta; Hemiptera; Cimicidae
Gene: Pvr
Product: vascular endothelial growth factor receptor 1
Exons: 25
Coding region: 251-4066 (1271 amino acids)
Biological process (GO): positive regulation of kinase activity; protein phosphorylation; multicellular organism development
Cellular component (GO): signaling receptor complex
Molecular function (GO): transmembrane receptor protein tyrosine kinase activity; ATP binding
Source: RefSeq, a predicted model, not a curated record
GGCCUCCGGAGGACCUUCGCAUCUUCGAGGUCUUCUUCGUCCGGUCGGUUUCGCUCUGCGCCAAAGACUCCCCUCUCUCGGGUGCGGCUCUCCCACUUUCUCAGAGGCAGACCAAGGCCGGCUCGGGCACUUCGGGUUCGGGCAGUCCGGUUCGAGUCUCCGACACGACUUGUGCGUUUUAUAUCUGUGAUUUCCGAAGGAAUUUUAUGCGCCGUCGUUGUGCCCUGCGAGUGCAGCCUCCACCCGCGACAUGCAGCUCGUCACUGCCUGGGUCUUCCUCCUCUUCACCUUCUUCGCCCGCCCCUCCGAAUGCUUGACAAUAAUUCCUUCUGAAGAUGAGUUGAUUAUGCCGAGCGGUUCAACAUUGCAGCUCACAUGUAUACACACGGAAGCCAUUACAUGGGUCAUAGAUUUAACACAAAAUCUUGUAAAAGAUGACAAAUCUGAGAAGAGAUGGAAUAUUACAAGUACUUAUAGUAAUAAUACUUACACCAAAACGUUCACUUUAAAGAAUUUGAAGUACUCGGAUACGGCAUACUAUACGUGUGUUUCUCUGAAUAAUAUUAAUGUAUCCCAACAAAUAUACAUCUUUGUAACAGAUAAAAAACACCUUCUCGUAAUAGAUGAUAGUUUCAGUAUCAUGCAUUUCAAUGCAGAAAAGGAUAAAGAUUUGAUCAUUCCAUGCAAGCCUACAUCUCCUCACAUUAAAGUCACUCUGACCAAUCAAAAUAAUAUGGUUCAGGUUGGUAAAUUUCGAGGGAUGGAAGUUGAAUAUUUUAAUACAAUAGGAUAUAUACUAAACAAUAUUAGACCAAGAAAUACUGGGGAUUAUUUUUGUAAGGCACAAGACGAUGAAAACAGACAUCAAGAAGUAAUAAUACACCUCGCAGUCACCAGUAUAUCAGAUAUUCCCACUCCGACCAUAGAAUUGAACGGAAACCAAGAGAAGAGCAACGUUAUCGUUGGGGAUAAAGUUGUAUUGAAAUGCUCUGUUGAAGUAGAUGUGACAGUCAUGAUUCGAAUGUUUUGGGAGAUAAACAGUGAAAAUAAUGACCAUAUAAAAGAUGUUGACAACUGGAAUAUUGAAGACAGCGUUCAUCCAGUAUAUGACAAAGAUGGGAAUGUAAUGACAAAAACUGGAUACUCGACAUUAACUAUUAAUAGGACCUCAAAAUCGGACGAAGGCACAUACGUGUGCUUUGUUAGAGACCAACUCGAAAACGAAGUAUCAGCUAAUUAUACUCUUCAGGUUUUAGAACACGAUGUAAACUAUUUGGAUUUGAAAAUACUUAAUGGAAACUCAACAAUUUAUGUUAAACCUGGUAGUUCUGUGGCGACCUGGUAUGUUAAAAUCGAUGCGCAUCCUCCAGCUGCAUUCAACUGGUUCAGCCCAAAAGAUGAAAUUUUGACUACAACAUCAAAGUUUGAAGUCAUAAAAACACCAUUCGGUACUAAUGUAACUAUAAAGGGUAUAUCAGUCGUUGAUAAUGGAGUUUACAAGUUAGUUGCUAAUAGUGGAACUCUGUAUAAAACCCUAGAAGUAACUGUUUUGGUUGAGGGUGAACCAGUUGUAGAACUGUCCCUGAGUAAAACUGAAUUUAACCUUAACGAUCAUGGCUUAAUAAUUUGCUCAGUCAGUUCUUACCCAAGGGCUAAAGUGACUGCGACAUUUCAAUACUGCGAAGACUAUCAAAUAUGCGAUACAAGUCCACAAGGAAACAUAACCCAACUAACUUUAAACAAAAAUUGUCCUUCAGAUUUCCAUUGUUAUUAUACUUCAAAAUUUCACGCUAAAGAGGUCGGGAAAAUAAACUGUACUGCUUGCAACUAUUUAGGAUGUCAUCACAGCAGAGUCAUUAUCAAUAUUACUGAUAUCCCAAGAGGCUUUGCAAUUUUAAAGCCUACCCUUCCAUUACUUACAAACGAAAGUUUGUCGUUAACUUGUGGCGCUGCUGCAUAUAAGUAUCACGAUAAAUUCAAUUGGUACUUUCAAACUUCAGUUGACAAUGAACCAAAAUUAUUAUCAAAUAAUUCUGAAAUAGUAAUAUCAAAUCCUGUAUCAUCAGCAUUCUCUCAUAGAUCUGUACUGAAAAUUGAUAGGCUGACAAAUGAUUUUUCUGGAUUGUACUCUUGUCAAGCUAUUGAUUUUGUGAAUAAAAAGGAAAACGUGACAAGUUUGUAUGUUGAUGUUGUCGAUGGUGUGGCUCCAUACUUUACUGGCAAUGAAAAGAAUUUUACCAAAUACCGACUUCGAAUUGGCGAUGAAUCAGUGUGGAACUGCUCGAUUGUUGGUGUGCCACAACCAAUCAUAUAUUGGUUUAAAAACAAAAGCCGCAUUGACCACAACAGUUCGUCCCUCCAUUUACUUCGCAACAAUAGAACAUUAAAGAUAUCUUUUGUUAAACAAAACGAUUCAGGAGUGUACACAUGCAUCGGAGGGAAUAAACUUGGUACUGUACAAGCAAAAUUCAAACUAACUGUAGAAUUGCAAGCAGAAAGCUUAGUUUGGCUGUGGAUUCUCCUGGCAUGUUUGAUAUGCAUUGCGGUGGUAUUCUUUUUCAUAAUGGUUUUACUUUUAAAGAGAGUAAAAAAAGAAAAGGAUCUAAGGAAACAGUUGGCAGAAGCAGGUUUAAGUAGCUUUUUAGAGGGCCAGACUGAAAGUUUGAAUCCAGAUUUGGGCAUUGCCGAGCAGGCGAACCUUUUGCCUUAUGACAGAAAAUGGGAAUUUCCGAGACACAAUUUGCAAAUAGGGAAACAAGUAGGAAGUGGUGCUUUUGGUGUUGUUAUGAAAGGAGUCGCUCAUGGUAUUCGCGACAAUGAAGAAAGCACUAUUGUAGCAGUGAAAAUGAAUUCAGAUUGGAACAACGUUAAAGAACUUGCCACAGAACUGAAAAUAAUGGCAUACCUUGGGCAACAUUUGAAUGUUGUGAAUUUACUUGGUGCUUGUACAGCAAAUUUACACAAAAAGGAGCUGCUAGUAAUAGUAGAAUAUUGCCCAUAUGGAAAUCUCCAUAAUUAUCUACUAAAAAACAGAAAUGUUUUUGUAAAUCACCUUAGAGAAGGAGAAGUAAACCCGAACGUUUACCACAGGUUUUAUAAGACAAGAUCUGUAUUCUCCACAUCAACAGAUACGGAUGCAAACAUUCAAAGCAACGGCACCUGCAUGACUCAAAUAACUUCAGACGGUGCUAAUCAAACUGUCGAAGGAACAGACAAUCCUGCUGCUGUCACAGUUGACACUGCAAUAGGUGACGAUGGUUAUUUAUUGAAUAAAGAAAUGGAAGAACUUGUAAAGAAAAGUGAAGAAAGAGCACCACAUAAGAAUAUAUAUACAUCCGAUCUUCUUUGCUAUUCUUACCAAAUAGCAAAAGGAAUGGAGUAUUUAGCUUCUAGAAAGGUUCUUCAUGGGGAUCUUGCAGCAAGAAACAUACUACUUGCUGAAAAUAACAUCGUCAAAAUAUGUGAUUUUGGUUUGGCUAAAAAUAUGUAUGAUAAAGAAAAUUACACUAAAUCAGGAAAUCCAAAAUUGCCAGUCAAGUGGAUGUCCAUCGAGGCCAUCAGAGAUCGAAUUUUCUCAACACAGUCUGAUAUCUGGGCAUAUGGUAUAACUCUGUGGGAAAUAUUUUCACUCUCGAAUACCCCAUAUCCUGGAAUUCAAAUGGGGGGAGACUUGUUCAACUCACUACUAGGGGGGUACAGAAUGGACAUGCCUCCUUAUGCAACUAUAGACAUUUACAAUUUAAUGCUGGAGUGCUGGCGAGAGGAACCCACGUUGAGGCCUUCGUUCACCGAAUGCUCGGAAAGGAUAGGAAACAUGCUACAGGAGAAUGUCAGACAGCGCUACGAGACUUUAAAUAACCCAUACCAAGAAUUAAAUAACAAACUGUACCAGCAAGCGGACUAUGUACAAAUGUUCAACCAACCGAAUUAUGUAAAUGUCUCCGAAGGCGUUGAAGCGCCAGUUCCUAGUACACCACCUGGAUAUUUGCAAAUGGCGAGAACUCCUUCAAUACACGAAGAAGAAGUCGAAAUGACCCCUAUGUUGAAAGGUAACAAGCCAACUUGAAAUUGUAAGCAACUUGACUUAAAAAGCUUAUUACUUUGAUUUUAACCUACGAAGCUGUCACAUGGGGUACAAAUUGGCUUCCAUUUUUAUAACAAAUUUUAUACCAAUUUUUACAAUUUCACAUAAUUAGGAAAAUCAGUGAUAAAUUGAACAUUUAGGAUGUAUAACAAUUGUCUGUUGUUAGAUUUCGAUUCGUUCAUAUUGUGAUCCCAAGGGGUGUCAGACGCUUUAUGUACCAGCAGAAGGCGUAGU